Molecule: messenger RNA, 442 nt
Organism: Sorex fumeus (smoky shrew)
Lineage: Eukaryota; Metazoa; Chordata; Mammalia; Eulipotyphla; Soricidae
Product: actin nucleation-promoting factor WAS-like
Exons: 2
Coding region: 34-351 (105 amino acids)
Source: RefSeq, a predicted model, not a curated record
GGGGCGGCCCUCCCGGGACCCAGGCCCCGGCCCAUGCGGGACGCCCCCCGAUCGCCGGAGUCCCCGGGCCAGGGCGCAGCGCCCCGCCGGCGCGCCGGAGCCGGAGCCCGCGGAGGAGGAGGAGGAGGAGGAGGCAGGGGAGGAGGAGGAGGAGAAGGAGGAGGAGGAGGAGGAGGAGGACGGGACCUCGCCGAGCCCGCGUCGCCGCGCCUGCCCGCUCCGGAGUCGGCUGCGCUGGACGCCGCGCCCCCGGGGAGCCCGCGCCGGACCCCCGCGCCGCGCGCCCCGGCCGGCCGCUCCGCCGCGCCCCCCUGCCCGCUGGCAGCCUCCUCGGCCCAGGAAGUAUUAUGAGGGAGGCCGAGGACUCGGUGCACCGGGCAGAGACACGGCGCUGCGACUAGGGCUGGCCAUUUCCGAGAGGAUGCUGGGAUUCUGCAGAGGG